GUUUCUUGCAAUAUGGAGCAAUCUUCGAAUUCGAUCGAGCCAAAAGACAAGGAUACCUUCGACCAAGAUACGUCGGAAGAUGCUCUGCUUGAGGCAUUGGGCUAUCACGCCGAGUUCAAACGAUCAUUUGGGCUUCUUGGGAUGAUUGGAUUUUCUUUCAGCAUCGUAACUUGCUGGACGGCGCUGUCCGGCGUACUUAUUAUUGGUGUUGAGUCUGGUGGACCUCCUGUGAUGAUAUGGAGUUGGCUAGGUAUCUGCGCAGUUACACUUGCUGUUGCAUAUUCCCUUGCCGAAAUGUGCAGCGCGUAUCCAGUGGCGGGAGGCCAGUACAGUUGGGUCGCCGUGUUGGCACCAAAGCGCAUCGCACGCGGCAUGAGUUACAUUAGCGGCUGGUUCAUGUUAAUUGGGAUUCUCGCGAUGGGCGCGACGAAUAACUUUAUCGGGGCCAACUUCAUCCUUGGUAUGGCCAAUCUUGCCAAUCCUGAUUAUGUUAUUGAACGUUGGCACACGGUACUUGUCACCUAUCUAAUUGCUUUCCUUGCAAUGACCUCAAAUAUAUUCCUCACAAAGUUCCUGGAUCGUCUCUCGCGAUUCAUCCUAGUCUGGAACAUAGUAUCUUUCUUCGUUGUCAUCAUUACAAUUCUUGCCUGUAAUGACAACAAGCAAUCUGCAUCAUUUGUGUUCAGCGACUUUCAAAACUUCACUGGCUUUAGUUCAUCAUACACAGCCAUUCUCGGAAUCGUUCAAAGCGCAUUUGGCAUGUGCUGUUACGAUGCUCCGAGCCAUAUGGUCGAAGAAAUGAAACAGGCGCGAAAAUCCGCUCCACGCGCAAUCGUGAUGUCAGUUUACCUUGGUGCGAUCACAGGAUUUUGCUUCUUGGUCGCUGUAUGCUUCUGCAUUGGAGAUCUGGAAUCGACCGCUACAUCUUCUACUGGUGUUCCUUUGAUUCAAAUAUUCUACGAUUCAACAGGAUCAGUAAGGGGAGCAUGCGCGUUAACGAGCCUGAUAACUGUCAUAGUUCUGGUAUGCGCCAACAGCUUGAUGGCUGAAGGUGGCCGCGCCGUUUUUGCAUUUGCCCGUGACCAUGGCCUUCCAUUCUCCAACAUCUGGAGCACGGUUGAGAGGAAGAAAAAAGUUCCUGUCUUUGCUCUUAUGCUCACAACCACGGUGCAAAUUGCUUUUAAUAGCAUCUACUUCGGGAAUUUGACUGGGUUCAAUACAGUUAUCACUGUCGCUACCUUCGGGUUUUAUAUAUCAUACGCGAUGCCAUUGCUCGCCAGGUUGCUCUCACGCGUCACUAACCCGAGCGAUCCAUCUCAUUCAGCUGGACUAGGUGGACCAUAUAGUCUUGGUCGCUGGGGAAUUCCACUUAAUCUCCUUGGCUUUGUCUUUUUAGUUUUCAACGGAACGAUUUUCAAUUUUCCAACAAUUAAACCAGUAAAUAGCGACACAAUGAACUAUACGCCCGCAGCAAUUGGUGUUAUCAUGCUUAUUAGCAUCAUAACCUGGGUUACCACAGGCCACAGAUAUUUCACAGGACCAGAAGCAGGGAAUGUGAUAAGACUUGUACAAGGCGUCGAAGGGGAAAAUGCAAAUGCAUCAGCUGUGGAAGGAGAGAAAAAUAAGGAACAUGGCUCCUAA
This is a messenger RNA of Verruconis gallopava, 1641 nucleotides long. RefSeq lists its product as uncharacterized. The transcript is spliced from 6 exons. Gene Ontology annotation, molecular function: transmembrane transporter activity. The record is from RefSeq and is a predicted model, not a curated record. Gene Ontology annotation, biological process: transmembrane transport; amino acid transport. Bases 13 to 1641 code for a protein of 542 amino acids. Lineage: Eukaryota; Fungi; Ascomycota; Dothideomycetes; Venturiales; Sympoventuriaceae. Gene Ontology annotation, cellular component: membrane.